CGGAAGGGGAAGUUUCUCUGGUGAGCGCUGCCUCGCUUGUCCGAAUUCGGUGGCGCCACGUCCGUCGGUCUCCGCCUCCUGCACAGCGGCUGCGUCCCUACUUUCCCUGGCCGAGCCGGCCGAGGAGCGCGGGGUGGGCACGGGAGGACGCGCGGCGCUGCGCAGCCGACCACCUGACGGCUGACCAUGUCGGACAUCGGGGACUGGUUCAGGAGCAUCCCGGCCAUCACGCGCUACUGGUUUGCUGCCACCGUCGCGGUCCCUUUGAUCGGCAAGCUCGGUAUUAUCAGCCCGGCCUACUUCUUCCUCUGGCCCGAAGCCUUCCUCUAUCGCUUCCAGAUAUGGAGGCCAUUCACUGCCACCUUUUAUUUCCCCGUGGGUCCAGGAACUGGAUUUCUUUAUUUGGUCAAUUUAUAUUUCUUAUAUCAGUAUUCUACACGGCUUGAAGCAGGAGCUUUUGAUGGGAGGCCAGCAGACUAUUUAUUCAUGCUUCUCUUUAACUGGAUUUGCAUCGUGAUUACUGGUUUAGCAAUGGAUAUGCAGUUGCUGAUGAUUCCUCUGAUCAUGUCAGUACUUUAUGUCUGGGCCCAGCUGAACAGAGAUCUGAUUGUAUCAUUUUGGUUUGGAACACGAUUUAAGGCCUGUUACUUACCUUGGGUUAUCCUUGGAUUCAACUAUAUCAUUGGAGGCUCGGUGAUCAAUGAGCUCAUUGGAAACCUUGUUGGACAUCUUUAUUUCUUCCUGAUGUUCAGAUACCCAAUGGACUUGGGAGGAAGGAAUUUUCUGUCCACACCUCAGUUUUUGUACCGCUGGCUACCCAGCAGGAGAGGAGGGGUGUCAGGCUUUGGUGUGCCCCCUGCUAGCAUGAGGCGAGCUGCUGAUCAGAAUGGCGGAGGCGGGAGACACAACUGGGGCCAGGGCUUCCGACUUGGAGACCAGUGAGGAGCAGCCCUGGCCUACCCACCAGCCAUGCUAAGCAGAUGACAGUUUCCUCCCAGUGCUGGGCACGCUUAAUGGCCAAGUUCUUGCUGCCGUUCUUGGACCUGACCCACGCUGAAUGUAGUCUUUCCGUACAAGACGACAUUUUUAAAUCCUGAAGGAAAAUACAAGUGUUCCUCAAGUUUCAUGAUGUUCAUUCAAGUCCUUACUGCUCUGAAGAACAAAUAUCAGCUGUGCAGAUUUCAAAACCAACUCCUUUUCUGGUGUCUUCUUCCUCCCUUUCCAUCUGAAUAAUGGGCUGGGCAAGUGGGGUUGGUUAGCCAAGCCCUGUGAAAGGAUCCCUUCCUUUUUCUCACACACAUGUCCCCAGAGUUGCAGCUAGAGUUGUCCACAAAAUGGUUUUGCCUUUGACAAACUCUGAUUUAUUGACUUUUGCCAAAGCUUGGUCACCAAGAGCUUGUUCCCACAUGGUUCUCGGCCACUACUGGCAGGACUGUGACAGUAGGAGAAGAGUGGAGCAGUGGCUGAAGAGCUUUCUCAGCUGUGGGCCCGGAGCAGCCUGACAGCAGUGCAGCCAUUGGCCGCCGCCGCUGCCUCAGAUGGUUACAUACAGAAGCACCACUGAGUCAGUGAGGGCCCAGAUGGGAAUGGUGAGGUUUAGGAGUUGUUGCUAGGCACUUUUCUCCCCCUAAGCCAAGUGAUCAAAACCAUAGUGGAGUGCUUCUAACAUAGAGAAUGGGUUUAAACAUGCUGUCUGUGUUUCUUCAUGGGGUGUACUGGCUUGGUGUACCCUGAGCAGUUGUGCUGUGCUGUGCUGUGCUGUGUUAGGAGCUUCCAGAUCACACUGGCCAGACAUGCCCCUGGAGGCAACCUUGGGGGCACUGAUUCCGUUUCCUCCUCAUUGUGGGUGGGUGUUGAUUGAGUCAGUGGAGGAGAGAGCUUCAGACUCUUUAAAUUUUUCUUUCAUUGUUUUCUGUCCCUUAACUUUUUGGUCAAGUGUUUUGGCUCAUGGUAAGGGAAGUACGGCUCUUUGGAUGUGUGUCAAUCAGUCUUUAAGGCUAACAGAAGCAGACCUGAGUAAGGCACAUAUAAUUAGAGGUUCCAAUAGCUUUAGAAUUAUUCAUCUUUAUUAUCUUGGGUCAUGCAUGUAUACACUUUGUGAAUCAGACCUAUUCCCUUUUUAUAGGUGGGCUUUUGCCAGCCGAUCUCGGCUCAUCACUAAAUAAAGUUUUCUGAAGGCUACAGUGCUUUAUAUAGUUACUUUAUGUUUUUAUUCUGAAACCAGACUGCUGGGAGCAGUGUGGUGUGGCCGCUAUACUUUGAAUGUUGUCACAGGUUUCCAGUACUUUGUUGGGUUCCUUUCAAGAAAUGUGCCCUAACAAUAUGUCUUUCUCCUCUCAACUGUGAUGUGUGUUGUAUUAGGAAGUGGGAGUCUGAAAGUUUGUGUACCUCUCCAUAUGUAAUUUAUAUGAUAAACUAUUGGGUGGAGAGAAAGGCUGACCCUAAACUCUGGUUCGUCUGCUGACCUGAGGGUGUGAUAAAAGGUGUUUUUAUGAAAUUCCAGAGGCCACUCUCCCUAUGGCAUUGCACAUGCACUCCCUGGGCAAGGUGGAGGCUCGAACUCGGAAAGAACUCUACCAGUGAGAGAGCAAGAGAUUCUAUACUCUCUUAGCAGGCUGGUUCCUGAGAGCACUUUUUCUAAGGGUCUGCAAGUCUGUAGAACUUCUGUUCAAGGCAAAAUGUUCAUAAAUUCUUCCUCCUGAACAUGGUUAGGAAGCUGAUAAUUUUAUUUUCUUGCCUGGAUUACCAGUCCUUCCGGGAUAGUUUUACCAAAGCAAGCUGUUUUAGUUCAGACUUCACAAGGUAAGACUUCACAGUGGGUUCUCUAUGAAUGUGAAAAAACCUUAUUUUGUACAGACAGCUUUCCUUUUUGUAACUAAUCCUUUUUACUGGUAAAUACUGUAAAUUAAAAUGUGCAACUUGAAGGCUGUCUAUGUUAAGCUUCCAUACCUCUGCUGUGCUGUGUUAUACGAUGUAACUUAUGUUACUGUCUUCACUGGACCAGUUUUAUGUGAUCUCCAGUAGUUUUUGAUUGGCAGGACACAGCAAGCCUUUUUGUAUAUGAUUGUUCAUAUAUUAGAGAAUGUUGGAACUCCUGGAA
Molecule: messenger RNA, 3100 nt
Organism: Onychomys torridus (southern grasshopper mouse)
Lineage: Eukaryota; Metazoa; Chordata; Mammalia; Rodentia; Cricetidae
Gene: Derl1
Product: derlin 1
Exons: 8
Coding region: 187-942 (251 amino acids)
Biological process (GO): endoplasmic reticulum unfolded protein response
Cellular component (GO): endoplasmic reticulum membrane; Hrd1p ubiquitin ligase ERAD-L complex
Molecular function (GO): ubiquitin-specific protease binding; misfolded protein binding
Source: RefSeq, a predicted model, not a curated record